UGUUUCCUUAGGUUCCUGAAGUGUUUGGGAGAGUUUGGGAUGAAUUGGAGCCGAUUUGGAACGAAGAUUCGAUGUUCGGUUUCGUGCAUAUUGUGUAUGUGAAAGCGAUGUUGAUCGACACCAAUUAAGUCGACACCAGUUAGAUGUCGGUCAAUACCAUGGUUGUGUCAGCGUCAGCGACACCAACGUAGUGUCGGUCGACACCAGACCUAGUUUAUUUAACAAAAAAGCUUUUGAUAUUUUCUGAAUAUAAUUUUGGAAACUUCUUGUUCUAACAAAUUAGUACAGUAAAACGUUCUUUUUAGUUCAAAGUGAAGGAGGCGGAAGCGGCGGAUGAUGAAGAUGAUGUACCUAGUUCCGGAUCUACAGGAAGAAAUCAUUCUUCGAUUGCCGUUGAAAUCUAUCCGCAAAUUCAAAACCGUCUCAAAACAAUGGAGAUCAAUCAUGGAAUCCAUGAAUUUCACGGAGAGGCGCAUGAGUCUUCAAAAAAACCACCGCAAAAUCCUGGCGGCCGGAGUAGAACGGAGCGAGUCGCCAUUCGAAGGGGAUGAAGAGAUUGAGGUGGUCUAUCUGCACUGCGAUGACGUCACACUACCGUCGCUGACAUGUGACGGUUUGGUUUGCAUCCCCGUAUCGGGUUGGGUCAAUAUCAUCAACCCGACCACCGGAGAAUUCCUUAGAUUCCCUUCCGGUCCAGAUCCAGACUAUCCAGUGACCCACCGGUACCAAUACGAAGUUGGUAAGUGGCACUAUACAUUCCCUGCAUUGUGGGCGAUGGGGUUUGGUAGGGAUAAAGUCAGUAAGAGCUUUAAAGUUGUGAGGAUGUUCUUUGAUCCUUACCAUUACUGUGAGGUUCUUGAUGUCAAUAUUGGUCAAUGGCGGAGAACACUCUGCACACCUCCUUAUCUGAUCGAUGCUAGAAGGAAGACGGCGUGUGUGAAUGGUUCCAUCUACUGGUUAAAUUGUAGUCCUGUGAAGCUACUAGCUUUUGAUCUUCACACACAAAAGUUUCGUGAUGUCCCCUUUUUACCACUUUCCGUUUCAUUACAAGACCAGCUAGUAAACCACCUUGAUGACCGUCUAGCCAUAGCCACACCCUAUGUACGGCCUUGGAAACUGGAGAUAUGGACCAUGGAUGUACAAAAAGAAGAAGACGGAUGGACCUUGACUUACUCCAUACCUUUAUCCUCUUGUAGAGAUCUUAACCCUUUUCCGGAUAAAGUGCAUUUCAGGCCGCUGACUUUCUCCUUUGGUUGAGAAUUUUCUCCCAAUUCGCCAUCUAUGUUCUUCUUCUGCUCCCAAGACAUUCGUGCAUCAAUUCAGAUCAUCUCAGGAUCCAACCCUCUCGCACGUGCCCGCUUCUUCUCGAAUAUCCAAAUUGUUUAAACAUAUCGAAACGGAUACCCUGCUUACGGCAUUUUUUUUUUCUUUUGUAUAUUUCCGCAACUACUAUUUUGUUUCCUCUAAGUCCUGAUUUUAGUAUACUGAUCGUUUACCACAACUCAAGUGUGCCUCUAGUAAGGUUCCAGUUUAUUAUACAAAAAAAUG
Camelina sativa (false flax) is the source of this 1548-nucleotide messenger RNA. RefSeq names its product F-box/kelch-repeat protein At2g43270-like. Lineage: Eukaryota; Viridiplantae; Streptophyta; Magnoliopsida; Brassicales; Brassicaceae. Gene Ontology annotation, molecular function: protein binding. The record is from RefSeq and is a predicted model, not a curated record.